Hevea brasiliensis (rubber tree) is the source of this 1817-nucleotide messenger RNA. Its product is annotated as malonyl-CoA:anthocyanidin 5-O-glucoside-6''-O-malonyltransferase. The transcript has a single exon. Lineage: Eukaryota; Viridiplantae; Streptophyta; Magnoliopsida; Malpighiales; Euphorbiaceae. The record is from RefSeq and is a predicted model, not a curated record. Bases 211 to 1620 code for a protein of 469 amino acids.
AUAGUGGUAUAUCAAAUUUAAGAUGAUAAUUCAGUUUAAAAAAAAAUAGAUGAUAAUAAUGAAAAUACAAGAUUAAUGACCAAUAAAAUAUCAAUUAAAGCUGUAAUUCAUUACGAUUAACAGUUGUUUUGUUGUUCAAUAGCAUAUAAGUUCUCGUAACAGGGAGCUUCAAUACAAGAAAAGGAACCCAUUGACUUUCUUCCUGUAUUCAUGGCACCCCCGGAUUCGGUAAGAGUACUUGAGGUCUGCCAGGUGGCUGCGGCCAGCCACUCACCGGAGUCAGCCACCGAGUUAUCCCUCCCUCUAACAUUUCUUGACACAAGAUAUUUGAAAUUUCCCCCAGCUGAGCGCAUCUACUUUUUCAAGCUCCUUGGAUCAACUCCAACCUUUUUCCAUUCUGUACUCCUUCCAACCCUCAAACGCUCACUCUCGCAGACCCUUUGCCACUUCCUCCCUCUCGCUGGCCAUCUUACUUGGCCACCUCAUUCCCCCAAACCCAUCAUCCUCUACUCUCCUAAUGGUGCCGUUUCGCUUACAAUUGCGGAGUCUAAUGCCGAUUUAGAUAUCUUGGCAGGCGAUGAAAUUCGCGAAGCUUCUGAGUCACGUCUUUGUGUGUCUGAGCUGUCAAUAUCAGACACAAAAGCAUCAGUAAUUGCUUUGCAAAUAACGCUAUUUCUCAAUAAAGGGUAUUCCAUUUCCAUUGCUAUGCACCACGCAGUUGUUGAUGGAAAAACCGCUUCCAUGUUCCUCAAAGCAUGGGCUCACAUAUGCAAAAACACCGCAAAAGAAAAUACAUUCACUUUGUCGUCGGAACUAAUUCCGUCUUUUGACCGAUCGACGAUCAAAGACCCAGACGGGCUUGAGUCAUUUUAUUUGAACCACUGGGUAGCUAACACCAAAUUGGACACGAAAUCCAACUCAAGAAGCUUAAAAUUGCUGCCAAAUCUUUUGGGAGUGCCACCCAACUUAGUUCGAGCCACAUUUCAGUUGAGUCGUGAAAGCAUAGAGAAACUCAGGGAAUACGUAGUUAGCUACCACCAGCAGCAUGGAGCUGCAGGGCUACAACCUAUGAAAGAAGUUCGUCUAUCUACAUUUGUACUUACAUGUGCUUAUGUGUCGGUUUGCCUGGUGAAAGCUAGAGGAGGAGAUGGUAGUAGACUGGUUUACUUUCUGGUAGCAGCAGACUGUAGGAGACGCUUAAACCCUCCGAUUCCACAGAAUUAUUUCGGUAACGGUGUUUUUGUCCAUGAUACGGUUGUAGAAGCAAGAACUUUCGUGGAGGAAAAUGGAGUAGCUAUUAUAGCGGAGAAGCUUAGUGGUCUUAUAAAGGGGUUGGAGAAGGGACUUUUCAGAGGAGCAAAAGAGAGCCAUGAAAGGUUGAGAUCUGCAGGAGCAGAAGUGCAAAAGUUCGGAAUUGCUGGAUCACCUCGGUUCCAGUAUUACGAAGAGGAUUUUGGAUGGGGAAAACCCGACAAGGUUGAGAUUGCUUCCAUAGAUCGGAUAAAUGGUGUUUCAUUGAUGGAUAGUAGAGAUGGAAAUGGAGGGCUUGAGAUUGGAUUAGUUCUGCUGAGGAGUGAAAUGGAUGCUUUCGCUUCAUUGUUUGUUCAAGGCCUGAAUUAACGACGUUAAUUAAGCUGAUGAUGUCCUGAUUUGCAUGUUCAUUAAUCUUGUAUGAACCUAGUCAAUUAAUCAUAUAGGUCUGACAAGUGUUUUUAAUCAUAGUUCGUAAUAGAUUUACACAAGGAUUGCUUAUUAUUCUGAAUUAGUGAUGUAGAUUUGAGCCUCUUUCUUUAAAUUAUUACUUUGAAUUUUCCAAU